Molecule: messenger RNA, 180 nt
Organism: Paraglomus brasilianum
Lineage: Eukaryota; Fungi; Glomeromycota; Glomeromycetes; Paraglomerales; Paraglomeraceae
Source: the annotation of a GenBank genome assembly
AUGACACACCUUCUAAAAAACGCGAAUCAGAAAUUUAAGUACCGAAGUGACUUGUCUAACGGUUUCAACAUCAACCUUUGCAGCAGGUGUCACAAUCUGUAUCAACAACCGACAGCUCUCACAGAUAAUACUUCUCUCUCUGAAAAUGCAUCUCUCGCUGAAAAGAUGCCUCUUUCUUAA